CAGCUCUACCACUCCCUGCUAUGUAUUGUGCUCCAGUUCCUCAUCCUUCGACUGAUGGGCCGCACCAUCACUGCCGUCCUCACUACAUUUUGCUUCCAGAUGGCCUACCUUCUUGCAGGAUAUUAUUACACAGCCACUGGCAACUACGAUAUCAAGUGGACAAUGCCACAUUGUGUCCUGACCUUGAAGCUGAUUGGUCUGGCUGUUGACUACUUUGACGGAGGGAAGGAUCAGAAUUCCUUGUCCUCUGAGCAACAGAAAUAUGCCAUACGGGGUGUCCCUUCCCUGCUGGAAGUUGCUGGUUUCUCCUACUUCUAUGGGGCCUUCUUGGUAGGGCCCCAGUUCUCAAUGAACCACUACAUGAAGCUGGUGCAGGGACAGCUGACUGACAUACCAGGGAAGAUACCAAACAGCACCAUACCUGCUCUCGAGCGCCUGAGUCUGGGCCUCGUCUACCUGGUGGGCUACACUCUGCUCAGCCCGCACAUCACAGAAGACUAUCUGCUCACUGAAGACUACGAAAACCACGAUUUCUGGUUCCGCUGCAUGUACAUGCUGCUCUGGGGCAAGUUCGUGCUGUACAAGUACGUCACCUGUUGGCUGGUCACAGAAGGAGUGUGCAUCCUGACGGGGCUGGGCUUCGAUGGCUUUGAUGAACACGGAAAGCCCAAGUGGGACGCCUGUGCCAACAUGAAGGUGUGGCUCUUCGAAACAACCCCCCGGUUCACCGGCACCAUCGCCUCUUUCAACAUCAACACCAAUGCCUGGGUGGCCCGUUACGUCUUCAAACGCCUCAAGUUCCUCGGAAACAAAGAACUAUCCCAGGGACUCUCGUUGCUGUUCUUGGCCCUCUGGCACGGCCUGCACUCAGGGUACCUGGUCUGCUUCCAGAUGGAAUUCCUCAUUGUUAUCGUGGAAAGAAAGGUUGCCAGGCUCAUUCAGGAGAGCCCAGCCCUGAGCACCCUGGCUUCCAUCACUGUCCUCCAACCCUUCUACUACCUGGUGCAGCAGACCAUCCACUGGCUCUUCAUGGGCUACUCCAUGACUGCCUUCUGCCUCUUCACGUGGGACAAGUGGUUCAAGGUGUAUAAAUCCAUCUAUUUUCUUGGCCACAUCUUCUUCUUGAGCCUACUCUUCAUAUUGCCUUAUGUUCACAAAGUAAUGGUGCCAAGGAAAGAGAAGUUAAAGAAAGUGAAGUAAUCUGCUUCCCUGGUGGCCUAGAGCCGGGCUGGUGCAGAGGUGACCUGUCUCCUUUCCACAGCAAUCCUCCGCCUCAGAGCACAGAGAACGUGGAAGCCAGGGAGGGGAGGACGCGGCACUCCCAGCGGUGCCGCCGCCGCCAGCCAAGUCUUCAUCCGGGGCCAAAGGGGAAACUCUCGUGGGAGGAGUAGAGGGCCCGUGUCUCCCCUCUGGGCUCCCCCAUGCACGUUGCCUUAUCUCUCCCCCUCUAGCCAGGAAUCUGUUGUGUUUCUCUUCUGCCAAUUUACUAUGAUUGUAUAUGUGCCGCUACCACCACCCCCCCCAUGGGGGGGCGGGGUGGGGUACAAGGCCCCACCUGCUCCACUUUUUCUACCUUGGAACUGUACCAGAUAAAAACACUUCUCUUUGUUCGGUUUUUCAC
Molecule: messenger RNA, 1621 nt
Organism: Hyaena hyaena (striped hyena)
Lineage: Eukaryota; Metazoa; Chordata; Mammalia; Carnivora; Hyaenidae
Gene: LPCAT3
Product: lysophosphatidylcholine acyltransferase 3
Exons: 11
Coding region: 55-1200 (381 amino acids)
Biological process (GO): lipid modification; phosphatidylcholine biosynthetic process
Cellular component (GO): membrane
Molecular function (GO): 1-acylglycerophosphocholine O-acyltransferase activity; lysophospholipid acyltransferase activity
Source: RefSeq, a predicted model, not a curated record